AUGGGAGACAAAGGAUUUUCAGCACUUCGUCCCACUCUCUGCUUCGUUUCCGUUAUUCUAACGCUGCAACUCGUUUAUGGAGACCUGAGUUAUUCUACACCAGAAGAGAUGAAACGAGGGUCUGUUAUUGGAAAUGUAGCAAAGGAUCUCGGUCUUGAUAUGAGGACCUUAUCAUCUCGAAAGGCCCGGGUCGAUAUUGAAGGGACACGUAAACGGUACUGUGACAUGAAUCUGAAUAACGGGGAUUUGAUCACCACGGAGAGAAUCGACAGAGAAAGCCUUUGUGGAAAGAAACCGUCGUGUGUUCUCAAAGUAGAUCUGGUGUUAGAAAAUCCUCUGGAGCUUCAUCGUGUCAGUCUUCAUGUUCAAGAUGUAAAUGACAACUCUCCAAAAUUUAGACAGAAUUUGAUUGAAAUGGAAAUAAGCGAGUCAGCUGAGAAGGGAAACCGCUUCUCUAUCGAGGAGGCCCAUGACGCAGAUAUAGGUCAAAAUACUGUUCAGAGGUACAACCUGCAAAAGAAUGACCACUUUAUUCUCGCUGUUGAUAAUAACCAGGUGGAGCUUGUAUUGGAGAAUAAACUCGAUCGUGAAAAGCAAAACGAGAUUAAUCUGCUUCUGACAGCUCUAGAUGGCGGCUCUCCUCAGAGAUCAGGUACCGUAGUUAUACACGUCACUGUGCUGGAUGCUAAUGAUAACGCCCCAGUGUUCAGUCAGGCCGUUUAUAAAGCCAGUCUGCCUGAAAACCCUCCUCCUGAUACCGUAGUGAUUAAUGUCAGUGCUACUGACGCAGACGAAGGAGUGAAUGGAGACGUAAAUUAUCAAAUCGGUCACGUGUCGGAUGACGACGUCAAAUUAUUUUCAAUUGAUCCUAAAACAGGAGAAAUUACAGUAACCGGUGUGAUUGACUUUGAAGAAAGCAGUUCUUUUGAAAUGAGAAUUCAAGCUAAGGAUGGUUUAGGACUAACAUCUUACGCUAAAGUUAUAAUUGAUGUUACUGAUGUGAACGACAAUGCUCCAGUUAUAUAUUUAAAAUCCCUGAGUAACCCCAUACCUGAGAACGUGUCACCUGGUACAGAGGUGGGCAUCAUUAACGUGCAGGAUGCAGAUUCUGAUAGUAACCAAAAGGUUCGCUGCUCCAUUCAACAAAAUAUGAUUCUCCAGAGGUAG
Paralichthys olivaceus (Japanese flounder) is the source of this 1167-nucleotide messenger RNA. NCBI's taxonomy places the organism in Eukaryota, Metazoa, Chordata, Actinopteri, Pleuronectiformes, Paralichthyidae. The record is from RefSeq and is a predicted model, not a curated record.